AUGAAGAUCUUCCUGUCAACUUCUCUUCUUGCCCUGCUCAGCGCCUGGGUUUGCGCCGCUGAGGACAUCCUCCCUGUCCCUACGAGCUGCAAUGCCUACUUCAGGUUCAGGAAAUGCUACACUGAGACAGUCACAGCCCUGCCCACCUGCAUCAGACACUGCCCCAUGAUCCCAGAUAUGGUGUGUCCACAGAUGGUCAAGCUCAAGACCAAGCAUGUGCCGUGCCACACGCCCACGAUCACCAAGUCGGCUCCUUGCCCACCUUGCCCUACCGGCUGUGUCAUUCCCACGUCUACCAUUACUUCAACCCGCAGCUGCCGGCCAAAGAAGCAUCACGAGUCCGAGCCGCCGGAGACGAAACAUCACAAGUCUGAAGAGCCGAAGACGAAGCAUCACGAAUCGGAGGCGCCAGAGUCAAAGCAUCACAAGUCCGAGGAGCCGAAGACAAAGCAUCACCACAAGUCAGAGGCUCCAACUCCGGCCCCAACCUCCGCGUGA
Thyridium curvatum is the source of this 498-nucleotide messenger RNA. RefSeq lists its product as uncharacterized. Lineage: Eukaryota; Fungi; Ascomycota; Sordariomycetes; Thyridiales; Thyridiaceae. The record is from RefSeq and is a predicted model, not a curated record. Bases 1 to 498 code for a protein of 165 amino acids. The transcript is spliced from 4 exons.